Messenger RNA from Phyllopteryx taeniolatus (common seadragon), 1801 nucleotides. RefSeq names its product IKBKB interacting protein (gene ikbip). Bases 401 to 1573 code for a protein of 390 amino acids. NCBI's taxonomy places the organism in Eukaryota, Metazoa, Chordata, Actinopteri, Syngnathiformes, Syngnathidae. The transcript is spliced from 3 exons. The record is from RefSeq and is a predicted model, not a curated record.
UCCAACAUUAAACAUAUUUCUUUUCGAAGCAACUUCUUCAUUCAGUGCAGUCAAUGCAACGAGUUGUCGACGGUAAUUUUCCUGCAUUUAUUAGGAAUAAUUAGAAGAGUUUUAUUUUUGCACAGUCUUCCCUUUCGUUUUUAUUCUGGGAUUUACGAGAGGUACGUGAACUAUACAGUCCUCUUCAAGCACAACCGGGUGAAAGGAAACGAGCGUAAUCGGCAUACAAGGAGUGAUUUUUAAUGCCAUUUUAACGACUUUAUUAAUAUAUUAUGAACGAGUCGGGGACGCUAGUGUGUUAUUUUAAAGUAAACUGGUGAGUUUUUCGACCUGCCUGUUGAUUUUUUUUGUUUCUUCCCCCCCCCCACCCCCCCGUGUUAAAAGUGUGCGUUGGUUAAAAAUGCCCGCCGAGGUGAAGCAAAGGAAGAAAAAGCAGAGCGACGAAGUCGCCACAGAUUCUGCAAAUAAACGAGACGAAGACGCAAAAGUGAAGCGCGAACAUGUCAGCACACUUGGAAGCACGUCGAGUUUAUUGGACCUUAAAUGCAUCAUGUGUGUCCUGUCGCUUGCCAUGUGUGCAGCACUGAGCUGGAUGGUGCUGCAACAAAAUGCGAGGUUCUCCCAAAUGGAGGAAAAAUUCACACUGUUGUAUGGAAAGACCUCAAGUGUGUCUUUAAUGGAGGAGCAAGUCGAGAGGGUUCGAAAAAAACUCGCCGCCUCCGAGGACGACCUCCGGGCGGCGCGCUCCGCCGUCUCCUCGGCGAGCGGACUCCGUCGGGACGUAGCUGCGCUGCACCUUGCCAUGGGGACGCUGCAAGGGGAGGACAGUUCGGCGUCGGGCGACCUGCAGGGGGUCAACGUGCGCUUCCUCGACGUGACGAAGACGUGGCAGGAGCGCCUCGCCGGCGCCGCCGCCGAGCUGGCCUCCCUCAAGGCCGAGUCCCGGGAAGCCCACGCCGGCGUCGCGGAGCGGGUGAACGAGGCCGAGCGGAGGGCCCGGUCGCUGGCGCAGAAACUGGAGGAGCUGGAGGACAGCACCGGAAGGAACGCCCGAGCCGUGGAGCGCGCCGAGGAGGACGACGCCAAGCGGGUGCAAGCGCAGCUGGACUGGAACACCCGGCAGAUCCACAAAAUGGACGAGAACGUCAACAGGCUGGCGCGCCAGGAGGCGGAGCUUAGCGCUCAGCUGCGGGACCACCUGCCGCGGGCGAAGGAGUGCGAGGAGCAGCUCCCCCGCGUGGAGGAGGCGCUGCGCUCCAUCGUGAAGCUGGGCGCCGACCUGAGCGGCGCCGAGAGUCGCCUGGAGGAGGUCACGCUGCAGGUGUUCUCGGCCGAGGACAACAUGCUCAAGACCCUCAACCUGGUCGUCGGCAUGCGCCAGGAGAUGGACGCCCUGCAGGCGCGGGGCGCCGUUCUCAAGAUGAAGAGCGAGCUGGCGGUGGUGCGGGAGGCCGUGCACGAACUCACCAGGGUGCUCAGGGGGGGGCAGGCAAAUGAAGAGGAGGAGGAGGAGGAGCCGGACGAAGAGUGGGAAGAGCCGGCCGGAGCUCCUCGAAAUGACGUCGCGCGAUGAUGUCACUGCAGGGUCUCUCUUUUCAUAGUUUUGGACUUAUCUUCUGAUUUCAUAGGGAAAACAUGGACAAGCUGCUUUUUUUGUCUUUUUUUGUUUUUAAACUAUUUUAUUCUGUGUUAACUUAAAUUUUCCACCCAUUUUAUUUGUCCUCAUUCGUGUGGUGGGAGAGCUGGACUGCUCGCCUGUCAAUUUUAUUGAGGAUUUACCAAUAAAUUAUAAUAAUAAUAA